Messenger RNA from Fusarium graminearum PH-1, 1302 nucleotides. RefSeq lists its product as uncharacterized. Gene Ontology annotation, molecular function: zinc ion binding; DNA-binding transcription factor activity, RNA polymerase II-specific. Bases 1 to 1302 code for a protein of 433 amino acids. The transcript has 4 exons. Gene Ontology annotation, biological process: regulation of transcription by RNA polymerase II. NCBI's taxonomy places the organism in Eukaryota, Fungi, Ascomycota, Sordariomycetes, Hypocreales, Nectriaceae. The record is from RefSeq and is a predicted model, not a curated record.
AUGCAAUCUACUGAAGCUGCUGUAUCUACUUCUCCGGAGUUACUGGCCGAGGCCGAUACUUCAACGGUCAUUACCAAAAGACGACCCAUCCCUCGAAAAGGUCACACCAAGUCUCGAGCGGGCUGCUCUAGUUGUAAGAGGAGAAGAGUGAAAUGUGACUUUGUAACUCCAGAAUGCGGUGCUUGUUGCCGGUUGGGCCUAGAGUGCGAGUACCUGAAUAAGCCUGGACAUCAAAGCACGACUACCAUAUCGAAGCCAUUGCGGACUGAUCCAGUCAUGUUCGAUGUGAACGACCUAAACUUCUUUCGACAUUUUCUUUUUGAAGCAUAUCCUUCUCUCCCUAUCGAUGGCUUCACUGUGUGGCAGCAAGCCUCACAGCUUUCGCAUCAGUAUGACUUCUUGUUGCACUCAAUGCUGGGGCUCGGUGCAUCUCAUCUAGGAUUAUUGACGCCCUCUGGAUAUGAAAAAGCCGCCUUGAAACAUCGAGUUGUUGCAAUCGGCGCACUGAACAAGCACCUCACAAAGGCCAUUUUCACCCAACAAGAUGCUGAAGCAGCGUUCGGCGCGAUGCUCAACUUGACAUUUCAAUCUGCAUACAUGACCGAUGGACUUGUCGACUUUCUUACAAUGGUUCGAGGCUGCUGGCUCGUCGGCACACAGCCUUCUGUCAACUUGGAUUCCACCAUAUUCAAAACAUUCGGCAGGGUAAGCUAUCUGGAUAAGAUAAAGGCUAUUGUUCGUGAAGACGACCAAUCGAAUCAUUACCUAGACAGAGCCAUCGCUAAGGGAUUCUGUCAAAGUGUUCAAAGAUUAGGAUCGCUAUGUCGAAGCGUUCCUGAGCUACAGUAUUUGGCACAUAUGCAGAAGAUUGCGAUUCUUGCGUCUACAAAUCCUGCUGAGAGCUACCGUGAACUUUCCUUUCUCUACGACGGGCUAGGUCAUCUCAGCAGCAACGAUUUCGCUUCAUUCAUCGACACCGAGAACUAUGCUUCCCAGCUCGUCAUUAUACACAUGCUUGUUUUAGAGUUUGUCAUGAGCCGCAAGGCGGUUGAAGGAGACAAAAGGUCUUCGAUGGGCCAGAAAGGCUACUACUUUAGAAAGGCCACUUCAAAGGGUUGGGUGCAGCAGAUACUCAGCAGGCUUCCGUCAGAGUACUACGAGUACGGCGAAUGGCCCUUGAGAUUCAUCAACAGCCUAAAUUAUUCGUUUGAUGGCGAGGACCAGGUUUGGAAGCCUUUCUUGCUGAGCAGUGGUAUGGCGAUAUUGCAAGGGGGAGAUGCACUGUCUUUAGUUAUUCCGUAA